Odobenus rosmarus divergens (Pacific walrus) is the source of this 441-nucleotide messenger RNA. Its product is annotated as histone H2B type W-T-like. Gene Ontology annotation, cellular component: nucleosome. Lineage: Eukaryota; Metazoa; Chordata; Mammalia; Carnivora; Odobenidae. Gene Ontology annotation, biological process: nucleosome assembly. Gene Ontology annotation, molecular function: protein heterodimerization activity; DNA binding; structural constituent of chromatin. Bases 1 to 441 code for a protein of 146 amino acids. The record is from RefSeq and is a predicted model, not a curated record. The transcript has a single exon.
AUGGCUGAACCUGGCUGUGAGACCUCUUCUGAGGAAAGCCUCGGCACCGAGGAGCCCACGGCAGCGGACCGGAAGAGCCCGAAGCAGAAGCAGCCGAGUCGCAGAGGCCGCCGCGGGGGCCGCCGCUGCCGCCGCUUUGUCCGUCUCCACCACCACCGCAGCUCGGACAGUUUCGCCACCUACUUCCCCAGGGUUCUGAAGCAUGUUCACGAGGGCCUCAGCCUCUCGCAGGAGGCCGUGAGCAUCAUGGAUUCGUUCAUCAAGGACACCUUUGAGCGCAUCGCCGAGGAGGCCUCUCGCCUGGCCCGCACCACCAAGCACUCCACCAUCACCACCAGGGAGAUCCAGACAGCCGUGCGCCUGCUGCUGCCCGGGGAGAUUGGCAAGCACGCCAUGUCCGAGGCCACCAAGGCCAUCAUCAGGUUCACCUUCCACCAGUGA